AAUUCAAUUAGAGGACGGACAAACACAAUCGAGGGCUUCAAUUUCAGUACUUGGCUUCUAUGAGUAUUUAUCUCGUCUUGUGCUGAUCCCAGCGGAGCCGUCACACCCCCCUCCUCUACGUCGUCGUUUCGAACCCCAUUGCCCUCCCUUUCCAAUUCAAGGCCAAAGGUAACAUACCCAUCAAGCGAAUUUCGUUUUAAAUUCAACGUAGAUGUAGAAAGCCCCAAACUUGGUCAACUGGGUGUUGCUUUCCAUCAAUGUUGAAUUUUUUGUGUCAAUUUUUUUUUGGGAAUGUCGAUGGCUAUUUUGCUCAAGAGUUUUUAUUGAUGAUUGUGCUUGAUCACAGUCAUGCACCAUGUUUAAAAUCAGUUCCUGUUACAUUUUUGUUUGGUGAAAAGAAGUUUAUGUUAAUUGGGUCUUGGGGACUCACCAGGAUCAAGACAUAUCUCAAGCCUUGAAAACUGCUUAAAGAGGUGCUAAAGGAUUACCCACUGACAAGGUUCUAACAUGGGCAGUGGAAUUUGAACCCACGUUCGUGUAUGAUGAGAGAAAGUUCCAAGGGCGUGGGUGGAUCUUCUUCUCUUCAAUCCAUGAAGGAAAAGGAAAAACACCUGGUGGAAAAGAUUCAAGGGAUUUUCAACAGUCUUCAGUGUGCAAGAAAGGAGGGCAGGGGUAAUGACAUGGUGAUCUUUGAGGAGCAGAUGCAUCAGUUGCUCCGAGAGUGGAAGGCGGAACUGGAAUCUCCGGCCAACUCCUUAGCUGAUGGAAGCUUUGGUUCAUUUCCCAGCGAACUAGCCCAAAUGUUGCUAGGGAGUGAGGAUAAAGAUGAUGCUACUAGUCCAUUAACAAAACCUGUGCCAUUGAAGAAUGAGAUCCAUACAAAUAACAUUAGUGACGGCAAUUUUCAGUUUUUUCAGGAGAAGCAUUUUGAUGAUAACCAACCACUAGGUCAUACUUUUGAAGGCUCUGCUUCAACUCUGUACAACAAUGCUUUUAAUAGCUCAGAUAUGACACAGUUGGAUUAUCAUCCAUUCAGUUUAAAUCAAGAUAUGGAUCACAAACCAGAAGGUUUGAUUGGUCAGUUGGAUUUAUAUCAGGACCUCAGGCACAACACAGAAAUGAAAAACUCAGAAUCAACUCAAUUUAGUUUAGAAGGUUUUGAUUGUAGCCAAUUCUUUGAAGCUGAUGACAAUGUGCAGCAUGGAGAGAAUAUUAUACCUAACAUUCUUCCAAAUAUCUGCCCUCCACCUUCUGCUUUCUUAGCCCCGAAAUGUGCCUUAUGGGACUGUUUCAGACCUGCUCAAGGGGUAGAAUGGUGCCAGAACUACUGUAGUAGUUGUCAUGAGCUGUUGGCAAAUAAUGAGGGUCUUCCAGGCAUGACCCCAAUUUUGCGACCUGGGGGAAUUGGUGUAAAAGAUGGUCCUUUGUUUGAUGCUGUUCUUGCUAAGACGCAGGGAAAGGAAGUGGGCAUCCCUAGUUGUGAAGGUGCUGCUUCAACUAAAUCCCCUUGGAAUGCUCCAGAGUUCUUUGAUCUUUCUUUUCUUGAGGGUGAAACUGUCAGGGAGUGGCUCUUCUUUGACAAGCCUAGAAGGGCAUUUGAAAGUGGAAAUAGGAAACAGAGAUCACUUCCGGAUUACAGUGGGCGUGGUUGGCAUGAAUCAAGGAAGCAGGUGAUGAAGGAACAUGGGGGGCAAAAGAGGUCCUAUUACAUGGACCCCCAGCCACUUAGUUAUCUCGAGUGGCAUUUGUACGAGUACGAGAUCAACAACCAGGAUGGUUGUGCAUUAUACAGACUAGAAUUAAAGCUUGUGGAUAAAAAGAAAAGUCCUAAAGGAAAAGUGACCAAGGAAUCUCUUACUGAUUUACAGAACAAGAUGGGACAGCUUACUGCUGCUGUUCCGUCAACUGAUGAUGGUUAUGGACAACCAGUCAAGGGAAAAACAAAGACCAAGUCUGAGAAUGAUGAAUCUCCCAAAUAAAGCAAUACUCCAAUUGGCCAUUUUACCAUAUUACUGACCAACAUGUACAUACUUGAAGAUGGACCACUGCUUGUGGAAAUUUCUGACUUUCCUUGAACAAGGUAAAAAGGCUAAUAUAAUUUUCUUGUGGUAGAAGGUGCUCAUAGUCUUGUGCUGAAUUUAUCGAUAUUCUAUCAGUGGGAGUUUCCUUUGUUGGCUACUUUGCUAUCACCCAAAUUUCUGACACAUUCAUAAAAUUCAGUAGCGUUUAUUUGGUUGUACAUGUUCUCUAAUGGUGGGAACAGUUUUAUCUUGUAUUACUUCUACAAGUGAUGCAAAUUGAAUGCAAAAUAGAAUUUCUGUAUAGAUAUACUAUGCAUGCACUUUGCCUUCUGUUGAAUGAGACAUCGCUGUUCUUAUUUUUCAUGCAUGGUUGGUUUUAAGUUUAGAAUGUUCCAAACCAAGGUUUGGUCAAAGGCUUGUCACGUGUGAAAUUAGUAUUUUGAAGGACAAAACGUGGUCAUAAAGAGAACAAUCUUCUUAUU
Messenger RNA from Glycine soja, 2503 nucleotides. Its product is annotated as transcription factor VOZ1-like. Bases 540 to 1979 code for a protein of 479 amino acids. Gene Ontology annotation, biological process: regulation of DNA-templated transcription; positive regulation of long-day photoperiodism, flowering. The record is from RefSeq and is a predicted model, not a curated record. NCBI's taxonomy places the organism in Eukaryota, Viridiplantae, Streptophyta, Magnoliopsida, Fabales, Fabaceae. The transcript is spliced from 5 exons.